UGUGGCUGGAAAGCUGAGCUUCGUGCCCCCUGGACGGGCGAAAGCCCAGGCUGAAUUGACUUGGGCUGCCUGGCCGGCCGUCUGUGUGAGCCCAGUCGGCCGAGCGGGGCAGCUGGUGCGAGCAUGGAGUCGGGUUGUUGUGAAAGGAGAGAGAGAGGCGGAGAAAUGGGAAUGAUCGAGCGAAUGACGAGAAGAAGAAGUACGAGAAGGAAGCCACCAAUCGCCCCACCACCAACAGGACAAGCACUCGAAAGAGGAAGAAGAACAAGAAGACGAGGCCAGCAUAAGCAUAAGAAAAAAGGAACCACCACCCGCAACCAACCACCCGAGUCGGAGUCAGACACCCAUUGCUGCCAUUGCUCACACUUCCAUCCGCCCUCUCCACCCACCGCCCCUCCCCCGUCCCCGUCCAUCACCCUUACGCCCGCCCUGUCCGCUGGCCAGGCUUUGAUUGUCCGGCCACGGCUCGGCGGACGGCUAGGCUGGGGUUAUCGCCGCGUCAUGGCCCGCCACGCCCAUGGCUGACCCGCCCACCUCCCUGUUGAGCGAAUGGCUGGCGCCGCUCACCCCGGUGGCCCGGCCUCAUCCGUCAUCCCUGCUCCAUCGGAAUGUGGGCGGGCCUCCAGCGCCGCCAAGGUUGAGCGCCAGCCCGCCGAAAGUGGCGGCCGCGUCGGGCUUGAGCCGGACAGCGCGGGUGGCGCGGGGUCGCAAGCCACGCAAUGGUGAUCGAUCGAGUGCGGGCCCAGGCCGGGCGGGCGCGGUGGCGGCUUCGCCCGAGGCCCUCCGCUUAGAGCAGGCGCUCAAUGUGGACCCAUUUGUGCGCUAUGUGGCCUCGCUCAACGCCCGAACCGCCUCGCAAUAUUCCUCGGACGAUGAGGAUGAGGUGUUGGUGGCCUUUGAACGGGAAUCGGCGGCCGCGCCCAAUUUGACCAAGAAACAAGUCCAACAGUUUGACAAGGUCAAACGAAGUCGACGCUAUCUCGACAAGGACGUGGGUCCUGAAUUGGACAGUCAGGAUGACACCGAGGCCGAGGACCUCUUCCUCAAUGAAGUCGAACUCUUCGAAUCCGUCAAGGCACAUCAAAAGCGCAAACGUCUCCGCAAACGCGUGCGUGUCGCCCCCGAAAUCUCGGUCAAGAAAAAAGCCGCUGACCCUACUCAAUCGGAGAAAGUUGAGGACGAUGCCACUUUGGAUGAGGAUUCGACUUCCUUCCAAAAGUUCUCGGCCAUUAAAAGCGGGCCCGGACGGAAAAAAGGGUCCAAAAACACUGGCCCACUCACCUUGGACCAACUCAAGGCCCGUCGAAAACGGCUGUGGGUAUCUAUUAUGAAGAAGGAGAUCUCGAAGGCCCAGAAAGCCCGCAAUUACACCCAAAAGGAGAAGCUCACGAAUAGCAAAAAAGUGGCGGCUCAAUGCAUGCGACAAGCCCGCCAAAAGGCCAUGCAAUCGCAAAGAGUCAUGAAGGAAUCCGUUUGGCGGGCCAAGAGGCUCACCCGCGAAAUGCAGGCCUACUGGAAGCGAUUCGAUCGGGUCGAGAAGCAACAAAAGCGUCAACAGGAGCAAGAGGCCGAGAAACAACAGAAGAUGGACCUUCAAUUGCUUGAGACCAAACGGCAGACCAGGAAGCUGAAUUUCCUGAUCACGCAGACCGAGCUCUACGCUCAUUUCAUAGCCAGCAAGAUUGGCGCCGAUAAAACCAACCAAGAAGCCGACAUCCUGAAGAAGCUGGAAGAUGAGGCCGAGGCUGGCAGUCGAUUGGCUCAAAUCGAUGAUUACAACAGUAUGGAGGCCAAAACCCUGGCCAUCAACAACGCUUCACAGGCUUGGGAAGAACACGAACAGAAGAAACGCAGUUAUGACGUCAAGUCAAAUGAUGGCGGCGAAAUCGUGGGCGGCGAGGCUAACGACGAUCGAACCCAACCCUCCAUAUUCAACGGGAAACUGAAGGCCUAUCAAUUACGGGGCUUGAACUGGCUCAUGAAUCUCUACGACCAAGGAAUCAACGGCAUGUUGGCCGACGAAAUGGGCUUGGGCAAGACCGUGCAAGCACUUUCCAUGUUGGCCUAUAUCGCCGAAAAAUAUGAGAUUUGGGGCCCAUUCCUGGUCAUCACCCCCGCCUCAACGUUGCACAAUUGGCAGCAAGAAGUGGCCAAGUUUGUGCCAUCUUUCAAAUGUGUCCCAUAUUGGGGCUCACCCCAAGAGCGGAAAGUUCUACGCCAUUUCUGGGAUCAGAAGGAGCUGAACACGAAGAGUGCUUCGUUUCAUCUCGUGAUCACAAGCUACCAACUUGUGGUGUCUGACUUCAAGUAUUUCAAUCGGAUCAAGUGGCAGUAUUUGGUUCUGGAUGAGGCUCAAGCCAUCAAGUCCUCAUCGAGUCAACGAUGGAAACUCUUACUCGAGUUCAAGUGUCGGAACCGCCUACUUUUGUCUGGGACGCCCAUUCAAAACUCGAUGGCUGAAUUGUGGGCCUUGCUGCAUUUCGUGAUGCCCACAUUAUUCGACUCUCACGAUGAAUUCAACGAUUGGUUCUCCAAGGACAUUGAAUCGAGUGCCGAGAACAAGUCGCAAGUGGAUGAAAAGCAAAUCUCACGGUUGCACAUGAUCCUGAAGCCCUUCAUGUUGAGACGAAUCAAGAAGGACGUCGAAAACGAACUGACCGACAAAGUCGAGGUUCUAAUGUAUUGUCCAUUGACCAUUCGACAGAAACUGCUCUACAUGGGAUUGAAGCGCAAGAUUCGGAUCGAGGAUCUCCUCCAAGGACUCGGAUCUCAGUCACAAAACUCAACCCUGACAUCAAGUCUCAUGAACUUGGUGAUGCAAUUCCGAAAGGUAUGCAAUCACCCUGAAUUGUUUGAAAGACGAGAGGCCCGCUCUCCUUUUGUGAUGAAAAUCGAUCCCUUUGUGAUGCCCAAACUCGUUUUCCAUGAAAACAUUCAUUCCGGUGCCAUAUCUACCAACAAUCACCUCUUGUACAACAAACUCUCCGUUUUCAACCCGGUUCAUGUCCAUGAAUCACUAAAGCAACGUCGCAGCCAUGAACGGCUGGACGUGUGUGAUAGCUCAUUCUCGUACCUUCGCUUUGUGGACGUAUCGAUAGGGGAGCAGUACGAUCUGUGUCUGUCUCUUCUCAAGAAAUUCGUCCAUCUGAUUCGAACCCAUCAACGUCUGAGAGUGGCUCAAUUGGCGGAACUAUUCCACGAGAAUCCUUGCAAUCCUUCAUCUCAUCACCUGAACUCGUUGCUCCUUGGAUCGAGACUCAAAUCCGCAACCACCAACUCGGAACUGAGAAGUCUCAUUUUCACGCACAACCAAGACGAUCAGGUCUUGCAACACUUGGAUGUGACAUUGAGCUCCAUGCCAGAAACCAUCAGUCAUCGACUGAUUCGCACCCGUCAAAAGCUGAUCAGUCAUCGGAGGAAGAAAGCCAUGGAAUCGGCUGCCAAAAACUGUGAUAAGGCCCCUCUUGAUCCAGUCAUUGUCGUGGAUGAAGAUGAGAUUCACCAACGUCUGGUCGAUGAAAUCGAUCACGUGGAACGACCUUCGCUCCUUUUAAAGUGCCAACCCUGUUCUGUGCCCAGCUUCCUAUUGGACACGUGCCCAAAUGUGGCUACACCUGGUCACGUUCAGUACGUUCAGGAUCGGUUGGCCGCCUAUAAGCUGGAUGAUCAUAUUCAGUGCAAUAGUCAGGAGGGUCGGGAUAUCGUGCUGUUUGGUUCCCCAGAGCUCAGACUUCAUUGGGAGCGAAGUCGACGAGAAUACUUCCAUCCGGUCUCGGUCGGCGGUAUUCAAGCCUUGAAACCCUCGCGUGGCUGGUCGAACAUAAUCAUCCCUGACAAGCAAACUUUGGUGACGGAUUCGGGGAAGCUCCACGUUCUGGAUGGAUUGCUCACUCGACUGAAAGAGGAAGGCCAUCGGGUCCUGAUCUAUUCGCAAAUGACGCGAAUGAUAGACCUGCUAGAAGAGUACAUGGUCCAUCGGAAGCACACAUUCAUGCGAUUGGAUGGAAGUUCCAAGAUCUCGGAACGACGAGAUAUGGUGGCAGAUUUCCAACAACGUUCAGACAUCUUUGUGUUCUUGCUCUCAACUCGAGCUGGAGGAUUGGGCAUCAAUCUCACCGCGGCUGACACGGUAAUAUUCUACGACAGCGAUUGGAACCCAACGGUGGAUCAACAAGCCAUGGACCGAGCUCAUCGUUUAGGUCAGACGAAGCAGGUGACCGUGUAUCGACUCAUUUGCAAAGGAACCAUUGAAGAAAGGAUCCUCCAAAGAGCCCGAGAAAAGUCAGAGAUCCAAAGGAUGGUCAUUCAAGGAGGAAGUUUCAAAGGCAAACCGGGCGAGCUCAAGCCCAAAGAAGUUGUUUCGCUCCUGCUCGACGAUGACGAGAUCGAGAAGAAAUACCGAGACAAGGAGGCCGAGAUCAACCACGACAUCUCGGAUUCGCCCCUCCCAACCAAGAAACGAAGACCUUCGGAGUCUCUGGAGCCUGAACCAAAUGCCAAGAAACCCAAGUUUGAAGACUCCCUGUUCAAUAUUGACGACACUAGUCAGCUGAGUGUAGACAGCCCCGGGCUAACGAUUGACGUGGAUGCCAUGAGUGACGUGACUUCCUCCCGAGGCCCGACACGUCCUCAAUCCCCCAUUUUCGACUUCAUGGGCGAGAAGCUUGGUCCCAAGCGAUCCAAACGAGGAACCGGUGGAAAACGGGGUCGCCCACGAGGUUCCAAAAACAAAGGCCGAGAUGAGAUGGAACCGGCUAGUCAAGAAGUGAGCGCUAUUCUCAUACCGAACGGAGUGAUUCCUCAAAAUCCGCCCAUGAAACGAGGCCCAGGUCGUCCCCGAAUCAAACCGGGCGGAGGACCAUUACAUCAGGGAACAAGGGGUCCACCACCCAAACAAGCCAAACCAUCGAAGCUUAAGAGCAAAGGCCUACCUGCGGCUUUAGCGGCCACGUUAUCUGCUAAAUAUAAUAAUAGUGGCUCAAUGAAUGCCGCUUCCCCUGGAUCGUCGGGACCGAAAUUCUACACGGAUUCAUCCAAUGCGUCGUCUUGAGAUGGACAAAGGAAAUGUAGACGUCAUAUGUUACAAACACACACAAACAAUGUGGUUCUCAACUCUUUACCUCACAGUAUUUAUACACAUCAAACUUCGUGUUGUUCUCAAAAGAAAGAAAUCGCCUGUAGUUUCGUUUGUUGAACUGUUGUUGAGCAGGUAAACCAAUUCGGACCGAAGGAGAAAUAUAACCUAACUAUAUAGUAUAUAUAAUGCCCAUCUGCCGUUAGUUUACAUCGUGGUCGCCAAUCGAAAUACAAAAUCUCCAUCAACUCAGA
Tigriopus californicus is the source of this 5328-nucleotide messenger RNA. RefSeq names its product chromatin-remodeling ATPase INO80-like (gene Ino80). NCBI's taxonomy places the organism in Eukaryota, Metazoa, Arthropoda, Copepoda, Harpacticoida, Harpacticidae. The transcript has 9 exons. Gene Ontology annotation, biological process: DNA repair. Gene Ontology annotation, molecular function: histone binding; ATP-dependent chromatin remodeler activity; ATP hydrolysis activity. Gene Ontology annotation, cellular component: Ino80 complex. The record is from RefSeq and is a predicted model, not a curated record. Bases 518 to 5050 code for a protein of 1510 amino acids.